Aspergillus caelatus is the source of this 1716-nucleotide messenger RNA. RefSeq names its product terpenoid cyclases/protein prenyltransferase alpha-alpha toroid. Gene Ontology annotation, molecular function: terpene synthase activity; magnesium ion binding. NCBI's taxonomy places the organism in Eukaryota, Fungi, Ascomycota, Eurotiomycetes, Eurotiales, Aspergillaceae. The record is from RefSeq and is a predicted model, not a curated record. Bases 1 to 1716 code for a protein of 571 amino acids. The transcript has 4 exons. Gene Ontology annotation, biological process: diterpenoid biosynthetic process.
AUGUCCUACCCUGUUCUUGUUCAGCGAGCCCGGGAUCUGGUUCACAGGAUCUCCAAAGAGGUACAUUCCGAGUAUGGCUUAAGUUCCAUGGCUCCGUCGAUAUACGAUACUGCCUGGCUUGCCUUGGUCCCUGACAAGACGGCAGAGCAAAGCCGCUGGCUGUUUCCAGAAAGUUUCGCUUAUCUUCUUGAAACCCAAAACCCAAACGGCGGCUGGGAUCCGCUAGAACAAUCUAGCAGAGCGGUUAAAUACCCCGACUCUCUCUGGUUGCCCGACUGCAUCAUCCACUCCCUCGCAGCACUACUAGCUCUAUGCCGGCACUUUCGUCUUGCCGGAUGUCAGGGAUCAAACCUCCCAGAAGAUGCUCUUGCGAGGAUCUUCCACGCAAAGAGAUUUCUAGACGAGAAGCUUGCCGCCUGGACUCUAGAAGGGACAACUCAUUUUGGAUUUGAACUGCUGAUUCCCGUCCUACUGCAACUCUUAUCGGAUGAAGGCCUCUCGUUCGAUUUCCCCGUCAAGGAAGAGUUACUCGUCCGAUAUGAGAAAGCCUCAAUCAUUGACCUCAAUUGGUUGUAUGAUGGUCCCUGUCAAGUUCCACUCCUUUCACUCGAGGCCUUCAUUGGCAAGUUAGAUUUUAGCAAGCUUGAGCACUUGGUCAGUGAUGGCGGGAUUCUCGCCUCUCCAGCCUCCACGGCAGCAUACCUGAUCUACGCUCCAAAGUGGAGUGAAAAAUGCGAGACCUUCCUUCGCCACGUCGUAACAAACGGGCAAGGGCAAGGCAAUGGUGCAGUAGGAGGCGUUUUUCCUUUGGAACUUUUUGAACCAAGCUGGGUCCUGACUGCACUCCUCGAAAACGGAUUCACAACCGACAACCUGGGUGUGGACCAAGUAGACUCUAUCAUUCGGGUAAUUCAUGGAAGCCUCAAUGAGGGCGUCACCGGUGCCACCCGUGUCUGGCUCCCCGAUGCCGAUGAUACCUCCCGAGCCCUCUUAACACUGAACCUCCAGGGCUACCAAAUCAGCCCGAAAGGCCUCGUCGACAAAUUCGAAGUGGGCCACUGCUUUGAAACCUUCGACAACAGAAUGCCGAACCGCGUGAACAGCGUCAGUGUCAACGCCAACGUCCUAUCCUCUCUCCUCCAUAGCCCAGACCCCAGUGCCUUCACUGCACAGAUAGAGAAAGUGGCCCGGUUUAUCUGCAGUCGGUGGAAAGCAACUGGGAAGUUCGAGGAUCAUUGGAACAUAUCCGAGUACUACGGGAUCAUGCACAUGGCCCAAUCCCUUACCCUCCUAUUAGUAAAACAAGCACAAGGCGCCUUGCCCUCUAUAUCCGUCAUCUCCUACAACCUCAUCCAUGACACAGUCCCGUCCUGCCUUCGUGAGGCGCUGGAUUACAUUCUGAAGAACCAGCACGGCGAUGGUUCGUGGGGGGAGCUGCAUUGCAACGAAGAAACAGCCUAUGCAGUCGUUUCUCUAGCCCAUCUGGGGUCCCAUUUAGCUGUUGUGGGGGAGAAUGACUGGAAGACCGAUCUGGCGAUUGCUCGGGGCAAGCAAUUUUUGUUGGAGCAUUGGAAGCACGGGAGUAAUAAUCCGGACCGUGUGUGGACAGGAAAGAUUCUUCAUGGAAUUGCUUAUGUCGGGGAGGCAUAUAUUCUUGCCGCGUUGAAGGUGAAUAGAGUUAAUUUGGCGGGAUUUAGGGGAAUCCACCCUAACUAG